ACUCAAUUUAAACUGGGUGUAUCGGAUUAGCUUGUGUGUUUUCAAGCUAGAUGGCAGAAAGUAGUAACCGAUGAUUAAUGAGGUCCAAACAUUUAAUUCCUUUGGAACAGGAACUGUUUACAAAUCGUGUUCUAGCAAAAUUUCAGUCCCAUCUCUGUGUUUGCUCAUUUCAGAUGUUUUGAGGGAGCUGAGCAUGUCAACGACUAAUAUAUAUCUGAUGCUGCGCUGCUAAUGUUCUUCCUGCCCUCACAGUCGCCUGCUGCAGAUGAUCAAGGCUCAGGGCGUGUGUGGCUGCAUAAGCACACGCUGCUGCAGCUGUGUGAUCCAGGUGUGCUCAGGUUUUGCUGCGCAGGCAUCAGCAAAGGGUCAUUUUCCAGCUACGCCGUUUCUCUGCAGGUCAGAACAUGUGCAGCAGCAGAUCCAACCAAUACAGCAGCAGAAUCUGCAGAGUGCUGUAUCAGCACGCCUCCGCUUCUCUCGAGCACCGAGCCGUUGUUGGAAUAAAGUGUCAGAGCUGGUACGGUGUUUAUUGGUGGCAGUAGAUGAUGAUGAUGAUGAUGACUUCACUCAGAAUUGAGAUGUAAUCAGUGGCACGUGGAGCAGGGACGGCUUCACUCUGCAACUAAUAAGCAAGUGUGUCCUCUUCAGUCCAGGUCCCAAAUCCUUUACCUUUUUUGCCAAAUUUCCAAAAUGUUUUGGGCUGAACUUAAAGGGCCCUUGUCUAUUGAUCUAGUCUGCUGCAGUGUGUAAAUCAGAAGAAGUGUUCAACUGGAAACCACCGCACAGCCCAGCUCAUCCCACAGUCUUCUGUUCUGGUCCGUAAUCAGCCUGUUACUUGAUUGUUCAGUGUUUAGUUGGAGAUGUAAUUAUAGUUCCCUUUUACCUUAAACCCAAAUCAUCCAUCAUCACCAAAAUAGGCUGCCUUUAAAAAACACCCAUAUUCUGUUCUCUUCAUUCAAUCAUGUACCAAGUGCUGCAGGGACGUCUAUGACAAAUGGCCUUUUACCCGUGACUUGGCUGCUGCCUGGCGAAGUUCAGUCGUGAUGGAGCAAAGGACAGCGUUAACAAGAGUCAGACUCAGGAAGCACGUGGUAAAGUCCCUCAACGCAGAGUCCUUAUGAUGUUCUCAGGGGAAUCUAACAUUCAUAUUUAUUCAGGAUUUCAUAUGUCAGUUCUUCUGUGUAUGUGUGUGCAGCUGCUGGUACUGAUGCAGGUCUGUCUACUUCACAUGCAGCAGCAUUGUGCAGGUGCUCCGCCACAGAGACGCUGUCCAUGGUGCUGCAGUUAUGGAGGAGGGGUCCGGCGCAGCGCCGUUUGCAUCCCACAGGGCAAAGAAUUAGUUUGUGGUCGCAAUGUGGAUGGUACAGACUUUAAAUAUAAUAAAUCUGACUGUGAAGGACUGAAUAUGUUGGUCUGCGUGUCUAUAGAGCAGCGUACGUUUGCUCCGGAGCGUGUGUGUGAACGCAGCACAUCCCGUCUCGCGGACCCCCCUUGGCUGUGACGUCCCAUCAGUCCCGUCAUGUGUGGCGCGUGGUUGUUGAACCAACACACACCGCCCGGAGCGCGCGCGCGAUAAAUAAUUAAAGCGGUCGGAGGGGAGCUGCUGAUUUGCUGAUGUCAGGGAGCCAGUGCAGCAUUUGAUGGCGCAGGGUGGAAACGCGCGGUGCCAUCUGCCUCGAGCCGAGCUCACACAUGCGCGCGCGACCGGGAAGAUGCUGCGUGCUCUCAAGGUUUGGGCGUUGCUGUCGGCGUCGCUGUGCUGCCUGUCCCAGCCGGCGCACGUGAAGAAGGGCUUCCGAUGCCCUUCAGCGUGCAGCUGCUCCAAGGAGUCCGUCAUAUGCGUGGGCUCCCCGCAUGUGUCGCGGAUCACCCCCGGCGACAUCAAUUCUCUGAGCAUCGUCAACGGGACGUUCACCGAGGUCAAAGAGGCCAUGUUUGCUCACAUGCCAUCCCUCCAGCUGCUGCUUCUGAACUCCAACUCUCUGACAACUAUUCGAGAUGACGCCUUCUCUGGCCUUCCACACCUUGAGUAUCUGUUCAUUGAGAGUAAUAAGAUUGAGACUGUAUCCAGAUAUGCCUUCAGAGGACUCCGGGACCUCACUCAUUUGUCUUUGGCAAACAACAACAUCAAAGCGUUGCCAAGGGAGCUCUUUGCUGAUCUGGACUCACUGAUAGAGCUGGACCUGCGAGGCAACGCCUUUGAGUGCGACUGUCGCGUGAAGUGGCUGAUGACGUGGUUGAAGACCACCAACGCCACGGUGUCGGAUGUCGUGUGCGUUGCACCGGAGGAAGUGAAGGACAAGCGCCUGAAUGAUAUGAGCAGCCUGCACGAUGAGUGCGUCUCGACGGAUUUCGUCCUCCAUCAGUCGGUGGCGUCCGAGUCUCUCUCCGUUGACACGUUCAGCUAUAAAAACGACGUCUAUGUGGCUAUCGCUGCUCCCAGCACAGAGAGCUGCAUGGUUUUCCAGUGGGACCACAUAGAAAUGAACUUCAGGACUUAUGACAACAUUACAGGUCAGUCUAUCGUUGGGUGCAAGACCGUCGUGAUCCAGGAUGAAGUGUUUGUCAUCGUGGCUCAGCUCUUUGGUGGAUCACACAUCUACAAGUUUGAUGAUGACCAAAGCAGGUUCAGCAAGUUCCAGGACAUUGAGGUUUCCAAGAUCUCCAAACCUAAUGACAUUGAAGCGUUCCAGAUUGGCUCCGACUACUUCUUCGUGAUUGCAGACAGCUCCAAAGCAGGUCUGUCCACGCUCUACAAAUGGAACGACAAGGGUUUCUACUCCUUCCAGUCGCUGCACGAGUGGUACCGCGACACAGAUGCAGAGUUCCUGGAUUUGGACGGGAAGGCGCACCUUAUUUUGGCGAGCCGCUCUCAGGUGCCUGUGAUCUAUCAGUGGAGCCGGAGCAACCAGAGGUUUGUGCUGCAGGGCGAGAUCCCGGCCAUGGAGGACGUGGUAGCUGUGAAGCACUUCCGCAUCAAGGAGGAACUCUACCUGGCUAUGACGCGCUACAUUGGAGACUCCAAAGUUCUGCGUUGGGGUGCGAAGCAGUUUGCAGAGGUCCAGGCGUUGCCCUCCCGAGGCUCCAUGAUCCUCCAGCCGUUCUCCUUCAAAGGACGUUACUACCUGGCGCUCGGAAGCGACUACACCUUCUCGCAAAUCUACUUGUGGGAUGAUGACGCUAAAGUCUUUGAGCGCUUCAAGGAGGCGUACAUCCAGGCCCCGCGCUCCUUCACCGUGGUUUCCACGGACCGCAGGGACUUCAUCUUUGCCUCGAGCUUCAAGGGAAACACACAGAUCUACGAGCACAUCAUCAUCGACUUAAGCUUGUGAUGGCUGUGCCUUAUUGCCCCUCCUCCAAUCGAACGUCUUCCACUAGAAAAGAUGCAUUCAUGACCAGAAAGGACAAGAACAGACUUCAGAGAAUAACUUUAGUUUUUGAAGUUUCUUAAGGUGUGUGGACUGUCUGUAAUUGGCCUCAAAAAACCUUUAGAGACACAACUAUUUCAGAAACAGAAGAGAAUCUAGCUAAGAUGCAUCUGAAAACAAAAAUUACUACGCUGAUUGACUUCGGUUUAAUAUUUUAUGUUUAUGUUUUUAUGUCUCAGAAAGAUUAAUGAAAACCUGGAAGAACCAUUUAUUUUCACCCAUUUUAGAGCAGGUGUGGCUGGAGCAGGAUUAGUUGCCUCUGACCUCAUAUCCUCCAACCCUGUGAUAACGAACAGUUUUGCCUUAUGAACACUGGGGCUCCGAUGGACCCACAGCGCCUCCCUCUGGCUCUGAUGAUGCAUCACACCCCUUUGCUUUUUCCAUAUAGGGAAUGUCUUGAAAGCACAAUCCUUUAAUUAUUAUAGGUGAGAUCCUGGUCCUUAAAGCGUAGCCAUUUAGUGAAGGUGAUGUUGUAGGUGCUAUAGAUCUUAUUGUAAACUGUAAAGUCAUUUUUUGAUUUAGAGAGUGAACCAUUCAGGACUGGAUAUAAUCCCAACUAAAGCUUUGUCAGACUAAAACCCUAAGACAGUGGUGACGCAAGUAAACAAAUUUUAUUUAUUAAUUGAAAGGAUCUGUGUUUAGUUGAUGUCAGAGAAAAGAGAUCUUUAAUAUUUUAGGUCAGUGGCUUCAGAGACAUAACUUUGAGGGUUUGUCCAAUUCUAAAUGAUACUAAAUGUCUGUGUAAAUAUAUUCAGAUAUUUUUAGUCUGUCGUUCUGAACUUUGACUGUACAUAAGAGAAGACAUGCAAUGCCACUACCUGUUUCUCACACAAAAGAUGAAUAAGUCUUUGCACUUACUUUAAAAAUCUAAUCUUACUGCAGCUUGGAAGAGCAUGACAUUCAAAAAAAGGGUGUUUGCUAACUUAUUUUUAGAUGAACCUAACAAUGUCUGAACGUUCUGCUCAUUAAGUGAAUGAACAACAUACAGUAAUGGAAUAUGCAAGCUUCACAACGUGCAGAUUCUUUUGUAUGGUUUAGAUUUAAGCAUAUUGAAUGUUACUACUUAAAAUAUACUGUACAUAAAAUCAGUUGAAUAAAACUAAAUGUGUAUAAUAUCA
Betta splendens (Siamese fighting fish) is the source of this 4546-nucleotide messenger RNA. RefSeq names its product leucine-rich repeat LGI family, member 2a (gene lgi2a). The coding region runs from base 1641 to 3332 and encodes 563 amino acids. Gene Ontology annotation, molecular function: protein binding. The transcript is spliced from 8 exons. The record is from RefSeq and is a predicted model, not a curated record. Gene Ontology annotation, biological process: inhibitory synapse assembly. Lineage: Eukaryota; Metazoa; Chordata; Actinopteri; Anabantiformes; Osphronemidae.